GGGGAUCUCGGGGCGCGGGGCGGCUCCGGAGCGCGGGGAGGCGGCGUCGCCGGUCCCGCUCCGUGUCCCGCUCCGUGCCCCCACGCCGCCCGCCCGGCUCGGGGGCGCGACCUGCGGGGCGGAGGGGCCGGGCAGGAGCCGCGCCGGCCGCAGGCACUGACCAGCGGCAGGGCACUGACCGGCCACGCCGUGUUCGUGGGAACACGGGCAGAUCGUCAGAGCGGGGGCGGAGGCUAGAGAACUGACAGAAUCUAAAAGGAGACAUAUUCACCAAAUAUGGAAGAGGAUAUCAAACCUAUCUUGGUUCCUGUGGGAGGUGAUGAAAGCAAUUAUGGAAUCAUGAAUAUACAGUUUAAUCCAGAAGACUAUAAGUGCAAAAGACCAUUUCAUGUGGAGCCCACAAACAUAGUCAGUGUGAAUGAUGACAUGCAAAGAGUCACUGAUGAAGCUUCAGCAAUGAAUAAGCGGAUUCAUUACUAUAGCAGGCUCACAUCCCCUGCAGACAGAGCAUUGAUUGCUCCUGAUCAUGUCCUCCCAGCUCCUGAUGAAAUCUAUGUGUACAGUCCAUUGGGAACUGCUUUUAAAGUUGACAGUUGCACAGAUGGCUAUGGUAAAAACUCCAGUCUAGUGACAAUAUUUAUGAUAUGGAAUACCAUGAUGGGUACAUCCAUAUUAAGUAUACCAUGGGGAAUAAAACAGGCAGGCUUCACUUCUGGAAUUGUUCUCAUCUUACUGAUGGGCAUUUUGACUCUUUAUUGCUGUUACAGAGUUGUGAAAUCACGGCAAAUGAUACCUUUAACUGAUACCUCAAACUGGGAAUUCCCAGAUGUUUGCAAAUAUUAUUUUGGAUCCUUUGGUCAAUGGUCAAGCCUCUUAUUUUCUAUGGUAUCACUUGUUGGAGCUAUGGUUGUUUAUUGGGUACUGAUGUCCAACUUUCUGUUCAACACAGGGAAAUUUAUAUACAACUUUGUUCAUGACAUUAAUGUAACAGAUAUUGUUCCUGGCACCAAUGGAAGUAACAAAGUCAUUUGUCCAAGUGCUGCUGGUGAUCACCCACCACAGAACAGGAGUGUGAUGUUCUCUUCUGGCAACAGAACAGGUUUUGAACUCUUUGAGGAAUGGUGGGACAAAUCAAAAACAGUACCAUUUUACCUGAUUGCAGUUCUUCUACCCCUGCUAAAUCUGAAGUCUCCGUCAUUCUUUGCGAAGUUUAAUGUCCUAGGUACAGUUUCAGUUGUCUACUUAGUUUUUCUGGUUACAGUAAAGGCUGCUCAUCUGGGAAUACACUUAGAAUUCAACUGGUUUACAGAGAAUGAAUUUUUUGUGCCAGAGUUUAGAAUUCUGUUCCCUCAGCUCACAGGGAUUCUAACACUUGCCUUCUUCAUCCACAAUUGUGUCAUCACACUUCUUCAGAAUAACAGGAAUCAAGAAAACAAUGUGAGAGACCUCUCUAUUGCAUACUUCCUGGUUGGACUAACAUACCUGUAUGUUGGAGUGAUAAUUUUUGCAUCUUUUCCUUCUCCACCAUUAUCCAAAGAAUGUAUUGAACAGAAUUUUCUAGAUAACUUUCCCAGUGAUGACAUCAUGUCAUUUGUUGCAAGAAUAUUUCUGCUGUUCCAAAUGAUGACUGUAUACCCACUAUUGGGCUAUCUGGCACGAGUUCAGCUGUUAAAACAGUUUUUUGGAAAUGCUUACCCAAGCCUUUUCCAUGUGCUUAUCCUGAACCUAGCCAUUGUAGGAGCUGGAGUAGCAAUGGCAAGAUUUUAUCCAAAUAUAGGAGGUAUCAUAAGAUACUCUGGAGCAACAUGUGGCCUGGCCUUUGUGUUCGUGUAUCCAUCACUCAUCUACAUGAUCUCCCUGCACCGUGCUGGGCAGCUGACGUGGCCCGCACUGAUUAUUCACAUCUUUAUAAUCCUCCUUGGACUGGCUAAUCUGAUUGCACAAUUCCUAUUGUGAAAACUCCCCUUUCUCCCGUGGUUGUCACAAUUGGUACUGCGAUAUUUGGCAACAGCCUUGAGUAACACUGUGAGGCAUGAGGACCAUCCUACAUGUGAGGAUCUCGGGAAAAGUUUCACCUUUGAAACAAAUUUGAAACACAUCAUUCAAGUGCUUUACAGGAAACAUGUCUUGCUUCUCUGAAGUCACAAUCUUAUGAGAAGUGAAAUGGAGUUCUGGUUUUGUUGAAGGUAUAUCAAAAAUUAACGACGCUCAAAUAUUUUAAUAUUUUACAGCACAUUUCUCCAAACACAGCUUCCAGCCUCAAGCUGUGGAAGUCUUUCCUCUGAAUGAGCUGUCCUUACCUUGAUUAGCAGACAUACUUUCUCAGUAUUGUUCAGUGACUCUUUGAAAUGCUCUUUUGUUGCAGUUAUUUUCCUGAUUUGUUUGGAAAAUGAAGAAUUUAUUGUCUUUCUUCUUUUUUUUUUAGGUUAAUUUAUAGUCACUUGGGUCAAAAUGCACUCUUAAUUUUGAAUACACUAUUAAAUUGUUUUGGCAAUAUUUUUCCUCUAGGAAGUUCCAACAACGAGAAACAAUAAACUCAUGUUUCAGUGUUUUAUUCAGAACCAAUAUGUACACAACUUAUUUGUGAUCUUACAAUACAAAAAAGCCAGGAGGAUAAAAAAAAUUAGAAGGAGACAAUUAAAAUCAGUAAUUCCA
This is a messenger RNA of Onychostruthus taczanowskii (white-rumped snowfinch), 2655 nucleotides long. RefSeq names its product solute carrier family 38 member 9 (gene SLC38A9). Gene Ontology annotation, molecular function: amino acid transmembrane transporter activity. Bases 277 to 1956 code for a protein of 559 amino acids. Gene Ontology annotation, biological process: amino acid transmembrane transport. The record is from RefSeq and is a predicted model, not a curated record. Lineage: Eukaryota; Metazoa; Chordata; Aves; Passeriformes; Passeridae. The transcript has 15 exons.